This is a messenger RNA of Spinacia oleracea (spinach), 3626 nucleotides long. RefSeq lists its product as uncharacterized. Lineage: Eukaryota; Viridiplantae; Streptophyta; Magnoliopsida; Caryophyllales; Amaranthaceae. The record is from RefSeq and is a predicted model, not a curated record. The transcript has 7 exons. Bases 188 to 3328 code for a protein of 1046 amino acids. Gene Ontology annotation, molecular function: protein binding.
CCCAGAAAAACAAAAUCAAACAAUCAAAAAUAAAGAAAACAAAAUGCUGUUCUUCCCAAAUUUCAACCUUUUGACCUUCGCAAUUCAUUGUGUUUUCAACAACAACAACACCAGAUGAACAACGACAUCGACCAUUAUCACCAUCACCAUCACCAUCACCAUCAUAUCAGCAAUCAUAAUAAUAAAAAUGGAUAUGAAACGAACAAUGACGAUGAACUGGGACGGACUAGGAUGUAAUGACGAAGAAGACGAAGACUUCUUCGAUAGCAACAACCGUAUCUCCGCCGUGGUGCCGAUGGAUAUGUCUGAUGAAGACUCCUCUGAUGAAGAGUUUGAGGACCCACGGAUGUCCUUCACGUCUGUCUUCUCAUCAUUGUCAUCAUCAGAGGGAGGUUCAGAACCUAUGAAUGUGUUGUCCCCCAUCCCACCAUUGAUACCGCCGCCGCCGUCGAAUGAAGAUUACGACAUUUGGAUGGAAGCGCCCACAUCAAUACAAGAGCGUCGAAGAAGGCUGUUGCAGGGGAUGGGGUUGAACAGCAACAGGGAACUUAUUAGGCUUAGAACAAUGGCUAUGUCUAAGAAGUUCCCUGCUACUGCUACCGCUACUGCUGCUGCUGGAGAAGAUAAAGAACCCAAGACAAUUAGCGGAAAUCACAACAAUGAUCAGAUUGAGGAUCAUUCCACAGCUUUUUCUCCUUCUCCAGAUGCUUCUGUUAUUCUGGUCAGGUCACGAUCCGAUGGCGACAUUGAUUCGUUCUCGAUUGAGACUAGACGAAGGAAGGAGUAUUUAAUUGGUGACAUUUCUAAACAGAGGCUAACUAGAACAUCGUCAACUUUUGUUCCUUUUACUCGUCUUUGUAAAUUGAAUUAUAACUCUGUUGACGAUCACAAUCACUAUGAGAAAAAUAAAAAGAGCAGCACGAAAACAGGUAAAAAAGCAAGGUCGAAUCAGCAAAAGAAUGGCGGUGAACAGUUAGCUGCAUUCUUCUUGAUAAAGAAUUUAGAUACAGGAAAAGAGUUUGUUGUAAAGGAAUUUGCAGAAGAUGGAAUGUGGAACCGUCUUAGUGAUCUUCAAACAGGGAAGCAAUUAACAAUGGAGGAGUUUGAGAAAUCCGUAGGGUAUUCCCCUGUAGUAAAGGAGCUAAUGAGAAGAGAGAAUAGCAGCGUGGGUAGUACUGGUACUUCCCUUGAAAGGAAAACCAGUGUCAACGCUUAUUUGUCUAAGAGUUUCCGGUACAGCAAGAGGAGGGGAGUUUCUCUUCUUAAAAACAUCAACAAAGUGGCAAAUUCCGUCACCGGUUUAGGCGGUUCUACACCGGAAAAAGAACAACCACCCCCACCUCCAUAUCCUAUUCCCAGUCCGGAUUCACAAAAAGGCGGGAAAAGUAAUACUAAUCAGAGCAAUGAAUGGGUGAGAGUGAGGAGUCAGGGGAAGACAUAUAAAGAGUUUACAGCAUUGAGACUAUGUCAAGAAUUUCAGGCACAUCAAGGUUCAAUCUGGACCAUUAAAUUUAAUUUCGAUGGACGGUAUUUGGCAAGUGCAGGUGAAGAUAAAGUGAUUCAUGUAUGGGAAGUUCAAGAAUGUGAAAUUGCUUCAUUAAGGCCACCUGAAGAAUCAGCUAAUUCUACCCCGCUUCAUCCAAUGUGUUGCCCGUCACCUGACCGGGAUAAGCCCCCUCUUGCCCCGGAUUUGUCUACGUUGGAGAAGAAGAAGAAAGGGAGAUCGGGUAGUCGUAGAGGAGGAGGUAGCAUGCCUGAGUAUGUUCAGUUGCCUGAGACUGUUUUUGCUCUUUCAAAUGAACCUGUUUGUUCUUUUGAAGGUCAUUUGGAUGAUGUGCUAGACCUUUCCUGGUCUAGAUCUCAGUAUUUGCUGUCAUCUUCAAUGGACAAAACUGUGAGGCUGUGGGACUUGGAGACAAAGGCUUGUUUGAAGCUGUUUGCACAUAAUGACUAUGUUACAUGCAUACAGUUCAAUCCUGUGAAUGAUGAAUAUUUCAUCAGCGGGUCACUCGAUGCCAAGGUCCGGAUAUGGAGCGUACCAGGUAGACGGGUUGUUGAUUGGACUGAUCUUCAUGAAAUGGUCACUGCUGCUUGCUAUACUCCUGAUGGCCAGGGUGCUGCAGUAGGCUCACACAAAGGGAACUGUCGAAUGUACAACAUAACUGAUGGUGGGAAAUUAAAUCAAACAAUUCAAUUUGAUAUCCAGAACAAGAAGAAAGGAACUCCGAAGAAGAUAACUGGUUUCGAGUUUACAUCGGAAAACCCGAAUGAAGUUCUUGUAACUUCUGCGGAUUCAAGGAUACGGAUAUAUGAUGGUUCAGAUGUAAUACAAAAGUUCAGAGGAUUUAGAAAUACAAGCAGUCAAAUUGCUGCUUCUUGUAGCCCAGAUGGAAAAUAUGUCAUCUGUGGUAGUGAAGAUUCAAAUGUUUACAUAUGGAAGAGAGUAGAGCAUCGAAAUGGUAAAACCAAGACUGUAAUUGACACUGCUUCCUACGAGUAUUUCCACUGUAAAGAUGUAUCAGUGGCAAUUACAUGGCCUGGUAGUAUAAAGUUUGAUCCUCCGAACAUACAAUUGCACUCCAAAAAGAACACCAAAAAACCAACUACCUCUGCCACCAAUUCACCUAAAAAAGAAGAGGCAGGUAAGAACAGCAAGAGACAACUCCCUCCUUUGCCGAACAAGAAGAAAAACAACAGCGCAACAGAGAAGACUGUCAACCACGACAGCAACAACAACAACAACAACAACAACAAUGAGAACCCAAGUAGCAGCAACAUCAGCAGCAAUAAUAAAGAUGAUCACGACAACAACAACAACAACAACAACAACAACAACAACAACAACAACAACAGCAACAGCAACAGCAACAGCAACAGCAACAGCAACAGCAACAGCAACAGCAACAGCAACAGCAACAGCAACAGCAACAGCAACAGCAACAGCAACAGCAACAGCAACAGCAACAGCAACAACAACAACAACAAUAGUGAAAACAAUGUAGAUGGUCCAGAUAGUCCAGAAGCAGAUCCUGCAAAGAUCAGUAGAACAGAUUCAUCAAGAAUAAACGAUUCUUUCAACUCAUCAACAGGAGGAUCAAUUAGGUAUGGAGAUUCACCAUCAUUAACUUCAAACCAUGCACCAUCACCUUCAUGGUCUUCAGGAUGGUCUUGGUUUGAUGGAGGAGGAAGUCAUGGAGGUGAUACAAUGCAAGCUAGAGCAUGGGGAUUGGUGAUUGUGACAGCAGGAUUAGGAGGAGAAAUAAGAGCAUAUCAAAAUUUUGGGGUGCCGCUUAAGGUUGGGCGUCAGUCUAGUAUUUUUCUUGCAUGAAUUCAUUUUUCUUGUCUAAGUUUUUGUUUGUUGGGUACAGUAAUUAAGUACCAUUUUUGGGAUGAGAUUAAGGGAUAUAGAUAUCCAUGGAAAGCAGUCAAGUAUGUAGUGUUUUCAGAUCAUGUGAUCGAUCUGAAUGAUCUUUCAAAUUUGGAUAAUCUCUGUAAAGUUCUAAGUUGUAGGACUGACAAUAGUUUUGGUAGUUUUGGAGCUAAUUUUUUUUAUUUUUUCUUCAUUUUAAAACAUUAGCCAAAUAAGAAGUUUAACAUUGUCGUUUUUAGGAGUUGAAAUUAUUAUU